AUGCGGCGGCAGCAGGGAAUGCGACUUGAUGAGAGGUACGUUCCGUACUUGCAGAUGGCCGGAUUGUACCAUCUUGCGAGACUGAACGACAGAUGGUUCCGAUUAGACGAGCCGCUUGUGAGUGCAUUCGUCGAGAGGUGGUGUCCGGAGAUGCACACUUUUCACAUGCCAUUCGGAGAGUGCACGAUCACACUUCAAGACGUGGCAUACCAGUUGGGGUUGCCAGUGGACGGACAUUAUGUCAGCAGUUGCCUGACAGAUUUCCACGUAUACAUACAGAGUGGCCGGCCAGCUUGGCAGUGGAGACUUUUAGAGAGUGCCCCGAGGGGGGCCGAUGAGGCGACAGUUAGGCGCUAUGCCUGUGCCUAUAUCAUGAUGUUGUUGGGCACCCAACUGUUUGCUGACAAGUUAGGCAGUCGUAUUCACAUCAGAUGGCUACCGUACGUGGCUAGACUUGAGGAGAUGGGUGGCUACAGUUGGGGGUCGGCGGCACUUGCAUGGUUGUACCGGUGUAUGUGUCGAGUGGCCAACAGACAUGUCGUGAACUGGCCCAUGGCCUCCAGGUGGUCAGGUUACAAUCCUGGCGUUAGCGAGAAGGGACCUCGGGUGCAGAUGACUCGGCUGAGGAUCGACAUGUUACAGCCUAAGGAUGUGAGUAUGCAAAAAACCUUUGCGGAGUGA
Messenger RNA from Arachis duranensis, 681 nucleotides. RefSeq names its product protein MAIN-LIKE 1-like. Gene Ontology annotation, biological process: meristem development; meristem maintenance. The coding region runs from base 1 to 681 and encodes 226 amino acids. The record is from RefSeq and is a predicted model, not a curated record. The transcript is spliced from 4 exons. NCBI's taxonomy places the organism in Eukaryota, Viridiplantae, Streptophyta, Magnoliopsida, Fabales, Fabaceae.